Messenger RNA from Sycon ciliatum, 2167 nucleotides. RefSeq lists its product as uncharacterized. Bases 553 to 1473 code for a protein of 306 amino acids. The record is from RefSeq and is a predicted model, not a curated record. NCBI's taxonomy places the organism in Eukaryota, Metazoa, Porifera, Calcarea, Leucosolenida, Sycettidae. The transcript is spliced from 8 exons.
CCGCGGGCCCGGUGCCGUUGCUGUUUCCACUUCGCAGAUUGGUGUUUGUAUUAUCAUGUUGGCGCAAAGCAGUUUGCUUCUGCGGUCGAGCACUCGCCGGCGCCACGGAGCGAGCAGACGUGUGAACUAUGUUACUUUGCACCUUGCUAGCGCCUAGCACAUAGCGCCUGCCGACUGGAUGGUUCCUGCUACAGUAGUGCUAGUUCACUGUUCUAGCGCUAUCUCCUUCACGUUUUGGUGUGCUAGCUGGCUCUCUCCCGCCCGUAGAUCUACUGCAUGUGCAGGGUUGGGCUGCAGCCUGUGCAGGAGGUUACUCUUGCCAGUCUUGGAAUCUCUCGCGAGUGUCGGUCGUGGCGUGUGGCGUGCGCUAGGCACUUGUGACUUAGCACCUAGCCACAGCGUAACGUUUACUAGCCAAGACUGCAAGAGCGGUGACGACCUGCCCAUACCGCCAGAUACAGUUCGUGCGCAUACAUAUACAGCAGACAAAGGCGACGGGGAAGCCCACCAGCACCACCACCAGCAGCACCACCAGCAGCAGUAUCACGCAGAAUGGACUUCAACGACGAGUGGUACACCCGCGAUCGCAAUGCUCCAUUCGACCCCAUGGGAGGGCCCUCUGCAGUCGCUAGAAAGAAACAGAAGGGUAACCAUGGUAACAACCGCUACCUGGAUCCAGAGGACGAUGACUGCUACGCAGAUCUCUACGGCGAUGACGUCCCCAAGGGAGACGGCGUCGUUGAUAUGAUGAUACGAAUGAAUGCGCCGUUGCGCCUGGUGACACACGAGGCCGUGAAGCGAGACAUGAUGAGGCAUCUUCAUUACUUUAACAACAUGGAAGCGCUCAAGUCGUUGGCCGCGUCGCGUAGAAACCUGGACAAGCUCCAGAAAUGGCAACCGAAACCCACCGUGCUGGCACAGCUGAAAGGCUUUACAAUCGAGCAAACCCUGGAAAUGUGUAGGGCCGUGGCUCGCAGUGAGCUGAGGGAGAUCGAGGCGGAGGUCAAGCGCGUUCAAAGACAACGGGAACCAGGGAAACGGUGCGACAACUCCAAGCGCUGUAUGCCUCAUAUGGGCCAGUUCCCGCCCUGGCAGAUAACCGGGAUCAGCCCCUGGAAGCCUGGCGUCCCGGACGGCACACCCAAGGACAUAGCCCAACAGCUGAAGAGGAAAGAGGAGGAGAAACGUUUGGCCAAGAGGAAGAACUGGAUGAACGAGGAGCCAUCCGACAUUAAGUACUCCAUAUGGCGGACAAAACAUCGGAAAAAGACGUGUCACUGUACAGACCUACCCGAGUCAUUCGACCCCAGCGGUCCAAGUCCAGCUACGUACAAACCCCGGAAGGUUGAAGCUCGCAUACCUGCACCUCUGCCGUACAUCCACCGUCACGCUAAACACCCAGAAAUGCUGCAGUUCCAGCAGAAGCAAGAGCAACAUCCGUGGGUCAGGGACAAGCAAAUCUACAGGACAUAGUGUGCAAUACCUAUAGAAGAGUGUACAUGUGUGUGUGUGUGUGUGUGUGUGUGUGUGUGUGUGUGUGUGUGUGUGUGUGUGUGUGUGUGUGUGUCAGUACGUGUGUGUGCGUGUGUGUGUGUGUGCGUGCGUGCGUGCACGCGUGCGUGCGUGUGUGUGUGUGCAUGUGCACGACAACUAUCCCACCCCAGUCUGUACUAUAGACAACACAUCACGCUGUCUAGCUAUAGACUGACUGGGCAACUUCAGUAUGGCAUGUACUCGCAAGCAGUUCAGCAUGACUGCCUCUUCUGCUGUGCUGUAUAGUGUACGGUCUGCGAGCAACAACUGUGAUAUCACAGUGUUCAUGACUAGUCCGUGUACUGAACGUUGAUCAUUGUAUUGUGUUGUUAUUCCAUUAUUCAGUUUAUUGGUCUGCGGCAACAGCGAGACACUUUUAGAUCUAUUACGUAUGCAAGAGGUACACAAAAAAAUAGAGCUUUUCGUUGUGGCUCAGAGUUUCAGCUUGGGAGUUUCAGAGGUUUUAGUCUAUUAUGAUUUCGAUCUCAGUUUUAGAAGUGUCAAGUCAGCCGGCAGGAAGUGUGAGCUCCGUCGUUCGGUGCAGACACUUUCUUUAUGGUUUGUUCUCAAGUAUUAAUUUUUUAAAUGCAGUACAUUUACAGGUAUAGGUGUAUUUUUCGGAAGUACUGGUGCA